Molecule: messenger RNA, 2955 nt
Organism: Helianthus annuus (common sunflower)
Lineage: Eukaryota; Viridiplantae; Streptophyta; Magnoliopsida; Asterales; Asteraceae
Exons: 1
Coding region: 1-2955 (984 amino acids)
Molecular function (GO): RNA-DNA hybrid ribonuclease activity; nucleic acid binding
Source: RefSeq, a predicted model, not a curated record
AUGCAGAUCAGUGGGGUAGUUGAUCAACUGCGGAUCUCCGGAUUUUGUCACGGCGUUCGGAAUAAUCAGUUAGUUGAGAAAUUGCACGAAAAUCUACCGAAGACGAUGGAGGUACUAAUGGAACGGGCCAGAGCUUUCGCUCGAGGCAAGAAUGCAUGUAAUCCUACUCCAGAGUCAGACCACAAGAUGUCUUCAUGGAAGAAAAAUGGUGGAUCGGUGUUUGAUAAGACUCCACCAGGGAGCAGGGGACGAUCACAUCCUUACGGUAGAAACGACAGACCUCCACGAGGGAAAAGCUCCGGAUCACGAUUUUACAAUUUAUCGGAUCUCUCCAAAACUCCCAGUGAAAUUCUCAGUGCGGAGGGGAUGAAUUUUCCCGCCCCACCAAAACUUCGGAACCCAGGAGACAAAAAUUCAAAGAAAUAUUGUGACUACCAUCAUGCUCGGGGUCACAAUACAGAUGACUGUUGGUCUUUGAAGCAAGAAAUAGAAAAGGCGGUACGGUCCGGGAAGCUAUCGCACCUAGUCAAAGAAGUAAAGGAAGGAAAAUCUUCCGGAAAUUUGGGAGAAAAUCCGAAUAAUCAACCGGCAAUUUGCAUGAUCCGCAGGGCAAACAACCAAGGCAUCAAGCGGACCAGUCAGCAUUUGGCCGCCUGGAUGCAGCAACCCAUUGGUUUCCCACCUGUCAGCUUGGAAGAUGUCAAGGACGGACCGGUCAUAGUGUCCGCAAUCAUUGCAGGACACAAGGUUCGGAGAGUAUAUGUCGAUAGCGGAAGCGCCACCGAGAUUAUGUACAAGCAGUGCUUUCAACAAUUAGCCCCACAGACUAAGGCGAAAUUGCUUCAAGUGUCAAUGCCUCUGGUCAGUUUCUCCGGAGAAGUGGUUCAGCCUUUGGGCCAAAUCACUCUUCCAACAACAAUGGGAGAAGGGAGUUUGGUCCGAACUGUCAACUUGACGUAUCUAGUGGUGGAAGCACGAUCCGUUCACAAUGUCAUACUCGGAAGACCUGGUAUGUGCGCCUUCGGAAUGAUCAGUUCAACUAUACAUGGAGCGUUAAAAUUCCCCACUGAAGCCGGAAUAGCAACACUGUACUCCGAAUCAGCAAUCGGUGUAGCUGAAAUACGACAAAGCGAGGGUAAUACCGAACUUCCUAAUACUCUCACAGAAGAAUGGGCCAUACACCCACAUUUUCCAGAGCAAAAAAUUGCAAUCGGAGCUCAGCUUCCCAAGCAAACUAAGAAGAAGUUGUGGAAACUCUUGUCCAAUUCACUUGAUGUGUUCGCCUGGCAAACCUCUGACAUGGUUGGAGUUCCCCGGUGUUUGGCCGAACAUAAGUUAAACGUGUCACACUCAAUAAAACCAGUAGCACAGAGAAAAAGAAACAUGGCUCCGGCUCGUAACAAGGCCAUCUCCGAAGACGUACGAAAAUUGUUGAGCGCCGGUAUUAUAAGAGAGGUGCGUUACCAAACCUGGGUCUCUAAUCCAGUAAUGGUAACCAAGAAGGAUAAAACAUGGAGGAUGUGCGUUGAUUUCUGGGACCUAAACAAUGCGUGCCCAAAGGAUUGCUAUCCUCUGCCGGAGAUUGAUUUGAAGAUAGACUCCCUCUCAAGUUUCCGUCUCAAGUGCUUCUUGGAUGCGUAUAAGGGUUAUCAUCAAAUCCAAAUGGCUUCAGAGGACGAAGAUAAGACCGCGUUCGUAACAAACGAGGGACUGUUCUGUUAUACCAAAAUGCCAUUCCGUCUAAAAAACGCCGGAGCCACAUACCAGAGACUGAUGGAUAAAGCGUUCAAAGCUCAGAUCGGAAGAAACUUGGAGAUCUAUGUCGAUGACUUGGUCAUAAAAAGCCGAGAGGAAGAUGACAUGAUAGACGACAUACUCGAAACCUUUACAAGGCUUCGGAGUAUCAACCUCAAACUCAAUCCCAAGAAAUGCUCUUUCGGCUUGGAAGAGGGAAAAUUCCUCGGGGUAUGGGUCACACGAUCCGGAAUCCAGGCGCACCCGGAUAAAAUCAAGGCAGUAGUCUCCAUGCAGUCUCCUAAAACCAUCAAAGAGAUCCAAUCCCUAAAUGGGAAACUCGUCGCUCUUCAUCGUUUUGUUUCAAAAGCGGCAGACCGCUCCAUCCCUUUCAUGAACGUAUUAAAAAAGCGAACGGCAAAAGGCCAAAUAGAAUGGACGCCAGAAGCAGACUCGGAAUUUCAGGAAUUAAAAGUAUGCCUUGGGUCCCUGCCCACUUUGACCGCACCAUCUACCGGAGAAACCGUCACGGUAUAUCUAUCUGCGUCCCACUUUGCGAUAAGCGCAGUACUCGUAGUUCACCGGAACCAGGCACAAAUCCCGGUCUAUUACGUAAGCCGCAUCUUAAAAGACUAUGAAACUCGGUACCCGAUGGUAGAAAAAUUGGCACUCGCCUUGGUACAUGCUUCCAGACGCCUCCGAAGGUACUUCCAAGCUUUUAAUAUAGAAGUACAGACCGAUCUCCAGAUCCAGCAAAUCCUCAGGAAGCCAGAGGUCUCCGGGCGUCUCACCAAAUGGGCAAUAGAGCUCAGUGCUUUUGAUAUCACCUAUCGUACCAGAGGUCCAGUAAAAGGGCAGGCAGUAGCUGAUUUCCUCACAGAAGUCCCGACUGGAGAAAGCAUCAAAGGACAACCCAUCUUACCGAAGGUAUGGAACCUGUAUACGGACGGGGCUUCCAGCAAAGAAGGGUCGGGAGCAGGGUUAAUUCUGAUAGAUCCGGAGGGAAUAGAGUACACUUACGCAUUGCGUUUCGAAUUCAAGACGUCAAAUAAUGAAGCAGAGUAUGAGGCUCUCCUUGCAGGCUUGCAAACCGCAGCCAAAGCAGGUGCAACCUCCGUAUUAGCUCCUGUCGAUUCAUUGCUGGUAGCCAAUCAAGUCAGUGGCGAAUCGAGGCACGAGAAGAUAAUAUGGUUCGGUAUCUACAGCAGGUCAACAGUUUAA